This is a messenger RNA of Acanthosepion pharaonis, 567 nucleotides long. The record is from the annotation of a GenBank genome assembly. NCBI's taxonomy places the organism in Eukaryota, Metazoa, Mollusca, Cephalopoda, Sepiida, Sepiidae.
AUGUUGAAGGAAGGGAGAACUUUCGCUGCCGUAGCCCGCCAUUUUAGUGUGAACGAAUCCACCGUUCGCUACAUCAAGAAGGACGAGGCUAACAUUAGGAAGAUGGCUGCCAUCACCUUUAAUAAGUCGGCGAAGAGAGUGGUUACGGCUCAUAAUACAACUAUCAUCUGUAUGGAAGCUGCUUUGGCCAUAUUGAUAGCCGACUGCCGAAAGAAGAACAUGGUCUUGGAUUCGAAUAUCAUCCAAUCAAAGGCUAGGAGCCUGUACGAGACUUUCGCUGAUAAGGAACCUGAAGACAACAGUGGUGACCAUGAAGAAGAGGAAGAAGAUGAAGACGACGUUGAACAUCCACAAUCAGGGAUGUUCAGUGAUUCACAACAUAAAAACGUCCUUUUUCUGUUAGCAAAAGGAUGGUUUGCUAAGUUUCAGAAACGCUUCCGCCUAAAAAUUGUUUCCCUGCAUGGCGAGGCUGCUUCUGCUGACACAAGUGCUGCUGAAACAUACGUGAAUGAAACUUUCAAGAAGAUUAUCUCCGAAGCUAGAUAUAAGCCCAAACAAGGUUUUUAA